This is a messenger RNA of Folsomia candida, 2250 nucleotides long. RefSeq names its product probable 28S rRNA (cytosine-C(5))-methyltransferase. Gene Ontology annotation, biological process: maturation of LSU-rRNA; rRNA base methylation. The transcript is spliced from 9 exons. Bases 205 to 2145 code for a protein of 646 amino acids. Lineage: Eukaryota; Metazoa; Arthropoda; Collembola; Entomobryomorpha; Isotomidae. Gene Ontology annotation, cellular component: nucleolus. Gene Ontology annotation, molecular function: rRNA (cytosine-C5-)-methyltransferase activity; RNA binding. The record is from RefSeq and is a predicted model, not a curated record.
UGCUGCCAUGUGCAUCCAGUGAUAUGUUUCAUUCAGCACACACAAAUAUUUUGGAACCUGAGAAUUGCUAGUAUUUUUCUAGGCUGGUUCGAUAGUUUUUGAUAAUUAUUUGAUGCAAUAAUAGUAAUAAUAAUUUGACCAAGUUAGUGAUAAAUCUUUCAACACCGUUAUAUCAAAAGGGAAUAAGAAUAAAAAUAUCGUGCGAUGGGAAGAAAAACAAAUUGGGCCGAGAAACCAAAAACAGGACCUGGGCGUAAAGCACGAAAGCAGCCACCCCCUGCUUUUGAGAGGGAUGGGAAGAAAGGUGGUGAACUUAGAGAGAAGAGAGAGCGUAAACGUUUAAGCAAUACAGUUAGACCUGCAGAAAAUGAGAGGGGAGGUGUGCGAAGGCCCCCACAGAAGCGUUUCCAGUCCAGUACCCAAAAUGAGGACAGAGGAGGUGCGACAACAAGGCCACUUAGGAAACGGUUUCCGGACAAGAAUGUAGGAGAGGAAGAUGUGGCGAAAAAACCCAGAAAAGUGGGGGCAGCUCCUAAGGAGGAGGAGGAGGACGAGGAUGAGUCGUUUGGCAACAACGAUGAACCGAUGACAUUGGAGAGCAGACUACGGAAAUUGUCCGACAUGAAGCCCACUGGAAAAGGUGAUGGUACAAGUGGUUCUCCUACUAGGAAUAAUCGGAAGGAAAAGCCAGCCCGUUUUAAGAAACAAACCGUUUACAAGUCUGAUUCAGAAGAAGACGAGGAGAAAGAGGAAGAGUCAACUGCCAAGUUAGACUCGACCUUUGCCAUGAGUGACGAUGAUGAUGACGAAGAAGAAGAUUUGCUGCCCUUUGAAAAAGAAUCAGUUGAAACCGAAAAAGAGACUGCAAUGGAUAUGGAAAUGUCAGAGGCUGAGCUUAAAUCUCAAAUGGAAGAUUCUGAAAAGUUCCAGUUUCCAGAUGCUGACGAGAUUGAAGGUGCUGAUAUGCAGCAAGUCAAUGAUCGCAUUCGUGACGUCAUCAGUACACUUUUAAAUUUUAAGGAUAAAAGAGAAGAAGGAAGAACACGAUCAGAAUAUACGGACCUGCUGCUUCAUGACUUGUGCAAAUAUUACGGAUAUAAUGAAUAUCUUAUGGAAAGAUUUAUGGCAGUUUUCACUCUAGGGGAGCUGGUAGAUUUGUUGGAUGCAAAUGAAAAUCCAAGACCGUUGACUAUUCGAACAAAUACUCUAAAAACACGAAGGCGUGAAGUUGCACAAGCAUUAAUUUCUAGAGGUGUUAACUUGGAUCCUGUUGGAAAGUGGUCAAAGGUCGGUCUCGUAAUUUACUCCUCUCAAGUACCCAUUGGAGCUACUCCAGAAUAUUUAGCUGGCCACUACAUGAUUCAAGGAGCUGCUUCAUUCCUUCCGGUCAUGGCGUUGGCACCUCAAGAAAAUGAAAGGGUGCUCGACAUGUGUGCUGCACCAGGAGGAAAAUCGACUCAUUUGGCUGCUCUGAUGAAAAACACAGGAGUUUUGUUUGCCAAUGAGUUUAACAAGGAUAGAGCAAAGUCGCUAAUUGGAAAUUUUCAUCGGAUGGGAGUAAAAAAUUCAGUCAUAUGCUCCUAUGAUGGCAGAAAAUUUCACGAAGUUAUGAAAGGAUUCGAUAGAGUUUUAUUGGAUGCCCCUUGUUCAGGAACUGGAGUUGUAUCCAAAGACCCGGCUGUCAAAGCACAAAAAGACGCAAAAGACAUUCAACGAAAUUCUACAAAACAAAAGGAUUUAAUUUUAACUGCUAUUGACUGUCUUGAUGCAGGAUCAAAGACUGGUGGUUACCUUGUUUAUUCUACUUGUUCCGUUUUGCCUGAUGAAAAUGAAGCUGUUGUAAACUACGCGUUGAGUAAAAGAAAUGUCAAGUUGGUUCCAACAGGCCUUGACUUUGGCACUCCUGGCUUUGCGAACUUCCAAGGAAAGAGGUUUCACCCCACAUUGAACCUCACAAGAAGAUUUUAUCCUCAUUCUCACAACAUGGAUGGGUUUUUCGUUGCAAAGUUAAAGAAGUUUAGCAAUUCCAUUCCUGUUAAUGUCCAAGAAGUAGAUGAAGAAGAAGAAUCAGAGAAAGCUGGUCAAGCUGAAGAAAUUGCAGAAAAAUUGACCAAGAAGAGAAAUAGAAAACAAAAUAAAGCUUAGUUAUUAUUGUUUCCUAAUAUACAAGCUCCGUUUAUCCGCGACAUACUAUUAUUGUUUCUAUCAAUAAACUAUAAAUCCGGCUCGUUUUAAAAAUCUCUUUAAAAA